Symphalangus syndactylus (siamang) is the source of this 3785-nucleotide messenger RNA. RefSeq names its product ribosomal protein S24 (gene RPS24). The record is from RefSeq and is a predicted model, not a curated record. Gene Ontology annotation, cellular component: ribosome. Lineage: Eukaryota; Metazoa; Chordata; Mammalia; Primates; Hylobatidae. Gene Ontology annotation, molecular function: structural constituent of ribosome. Gene Ontology annotation, biological process: translation.
CGGCGCGGUCAGCCUCGCGGCGCGGCCACGCCCCCACGCCGGCGCUUCCCGGGGGUCCUUCCGUGCGCGUUGAUAUGAUUGGCCGGCGAAUACUGGCUCUCUUUUCCUCCUUGGCUGUCUGAAGAUAGGUCGCCAUCAUGAACGACACCGUAACUAUCCGCACUAGAAAGUUCAUGACUAACCGACUACUUCAGAGGAAACAGAUGGUCAUUGAUGUCCUUCACCCCGGGAAGGCAACAGUGCCUAAGACAGAAAUUCGGGAAAAACUAGCCAAAAUGUACAAGACUACACCAGAUGUCAUCUUUGUAUUUGGAUUCAGAACUCAUUUUGGUGGUGGCAAGACAACUGGCUUUGGCAUGAUUUACGAUUCCCUGGAUUAUGCAAAGAAAAAUGAACCCAAACAUAGACUUGCAAGACAUGGCCUGUAUGAGAAGAAAAAGACCUCAAGAAAGCAACGAAAGGAACGCAAGAACAGAAUGAAGAAAGUCAGGGGGACUGCAAAGGCCAAUGUUGGUGCUGGCAAAAAGAAGGUAACAUGUUUUAAGAAACUAUGUAGCAUAGUGUCUUAACAGCUCAGUAGAGUAGCUUGGCCCACCCCUUGUCAGCUCACAGCACAAUCUGGAGGCCACAUUGAUCCUGGUGGGCACCUUUCAAGCCUAUCACAAGAAGUUUUAAUUUUACUAAUUGGCGUAGAACCUUCAAUGCAGAGCGGAUCUCAUUCCCUGUGAUUUUACUUACUAAUAUGGACACUGGUUUAAGAAGCAGUUGGAUCAAUGUGGCCUGUGUUUUCCUGGCACACUGGAAAGGCAACUGAGAUCUCAGGAUUGCUUUCCUCUCCAGUUGGCCAAGACAAGUGAUUUUAGCGAUAAGCAGCUUUUUACCAGCUUUGCUAGCUGUAAAUAGUUGGACAUUGUAAAUCAUUGAAUAGAAUUAAGGUGUUGGGUUGUUAAAUUAACAAAUAAUCAAGUGUUCUGUGAACUUUUUUUUUUUGUUUUGUUUUUUUUGCUUUUCCUCUCUACUUUCUUGGAUUUCUUGUUCAUCAGAAAUGAAGUGUCUAGCAGGUACUGAGAUUGUAAGCACGGUGUGGGGAUGCAUCACCUUCACUGAGUUUGCUUUGAUGAUGCUUUGCAUGUUGGCCUUUGGACGACAGUUUUAUAGUGUGGUCGAUUAUAAUGCCAGUGCUAUUUAGGCUGGUGCAAAAGUAAUUGCGGUGGCAAAAACCACAAUUAAUUUUGCACCAACCUAAUAUGUUUUAAGAUAGUAUAUUAUGAGCAAAGGAGAAAACGUUUAAAAUCAUGUUUAUUUUGGAAACUCCAAAAUGCAUGUUACAUGUGAAGUGACUCACUGGAGGAAGGUGAGUGCUUUACCAAGUAGGCACUUUUUAGCUUGCACUUGGGAAAUGCUGUGUCCACAUACUUAGGAAAUGGCUUCAGUUAACACUGGGCUUGGGAAGGGCUCUCUUAUCCAAGGAGCAGUCUUCUCUGGAGCCAUGAAACCAGCCUGGCAGCUCUGGUAGUAAACUAGUCUGUGAAAUCCGGCAAAGCCUCUGUCCUGUUUGGAUACGCGCAAAGCUGCCUUUUACCAUUUCCAUUGCUUUUUAUUACUUAAUCUCCCAACUUUCUGCCUGGUGUCUUUUUUUUUUUUUUAAUAGAAAAUUUUCGAGGUAAUUAUGUAUUCAUAUAAAAGUCUGGUGGAUAUGCUUUUUCCCACAAGCACUUGGUUAGAGUGGCCCAUUACCUCAUUUAUUUAUUUUUUGAGACAGGGUCUCUUGUCACCCAGGCUGGAGUACAGUGGCAUGAUCAUGGGUUACUGUACCUCCUGGGCUUGGGUGAUUCUCCCACCUCAGCCUCCCUUGUAGCUGGGACCACAGGCCUGUGCCACCAUGCCCUGCCAAUUUUUUGUAGAGACAGGAUUUAGCUGUGUUGCUCAGGCUGCUCUUGAACUCCCAGACUUGAGCGAUCUGCUUGUCUAAGCCUUCCAAAGUGCUGGGAUUACAGGUGUGAGCCACUGCGCCCAGCCUAUUACGUCAUUUAAAACAAACUUUGAACAUCUGAACAGCCUAAAAUUGUAAUGUGUAAAGUGGGGCAGGAGUGGGGUGGGCAUAGUGGGAUUUUGAAUCAAUGAAGGCCCUUGUUCUUGUGGCAUCCUUUUGCAGUGAUUCCCUGCCAGGCAAGGCAGUAAGCCUGGGAUUGCCUGCCCAGAGCUGUAAUCACAUUGACAACCCAGCGCCAUGGAGUAUGUAAUGAAUGAACUGCCAGCAGAACUAUUCACUAAGAACCACUCCCUGUUUGUGAGGAUUGUACCUGUUGAGAGAAGUUGCAAAAAGAAUUAGUCAAAAGAAUUAGUCAAAAUUUGUCCUCUGACCUAUGUCUGAAGGACAUUUAACACAUUGAUUUUUCUCUUCAUCCAGCCUUUGAGCCCUACGAGUUAGUGCGCUUAGCCUUUGAGUCCCACAAGUACGGAGGAGCUACCUGUGGGGACCUGAGCCAUCACUAUUCCUGCUUCAAGUUACACUGGUGCCUCUCACUAGCACUGCUCUGAAAAGCCAGCUGGAAAAAUCAAUGCAUUUGAGUACAUGAAUUCUUUGGCUCCAAAGAAAUGCAUAGCAACAUUGCUUUUAAUUCAGUUUUGUUCAGAUGUUAGAAUUAGUAUUUGUUCUUGCCUUUUGGUUGCGAUGGAGUUAUAUACUAAGUUACUUAUACUAAGGCAUUAGUAGUCUCAUAUCUGAGAAGCAAUUGUAUUUUUAGUUCAGCUAAAUUAAUGCCUCUUUUUAAAUACUAACUUGUACUACUUUUGUGGCUGUGAAUGGUGUCUUUUAUUGAACUGAGGCAGCUUUUAAAAGACUUGCCUGAUCAUUUAGAGCACUCCCAUUGAGGUUAAAUUAGACUUGAAUCUGUAAUGAUUCUCAUAUCUGUUCCUGGUGUGUGUCCAGCACAGUGUUGCUGGGCAGAGCAGAGGGUCAGAGGCUCAGGUAUGUACUUCAUUGACAAGUGGGCAAGGCCAUCCUGGGUACCACAUUGGCUUAAUGAUCUCUUCAUUGUGAAGUCAGGCUACCUUGUUUGCAUAAGAACUACAGUAAUCAGGCAAGGUAUUGUCAGAAUUGGGAGGAAUAAAAUCAGUGAGUCUCGAAGGAGUGCUCUGUAUACAAUUGCAAAGAACAAAAUGGUCAUCUUUAAGGUACCUGAUUGCAUGCACUUAAAUGCAGAUUAUUUUGGAGUUUGAAAAGGGACUAUUAAUGAAAUCUUUCUUUUCCCUCCUUUCUCUUUUUCCCUUCCCUGCCACUGAUUCAGUGAGCUGGAGAUUGGAUCACAGGUAUAAUUCAAGCUUUUCAUGUAGUCACGUAGAUCACUAGACUCCCUGGUGUACUGACGUAGCAAUUUAAAAGCAGAUCAUGUGUAGUACAUCUAGAAGUAGAUUUACAAAUAUUCUGAAGAGUUGUAACCUUUUAAAAUACUAACAGUGACAUGGUUUUGUUUUUAAGGUUUAGCAAUAUUUAGCCCAUUUUUGUUUUAUUCCCAACUUGAAUGUUCGUAAGUUUUAUUUCUUGAUGCUUACGUUGUGUUAUGAUAACAUCAAAAUAAGUUGAUAUUCUAGGUUACUAAUAAUUGUUGUGCAUGAAGGUUACUGCUUUUGGAAUUUAAGACUUUAAAGAAUUUUAAAGGCAGGCAGUUGCUGACUAAACUUCUCUCUCUUGAUUCACAGCCGAAGGAGUAAAGGUGCUGCAAUGAUGUUAUCUGUGGCCACUGUGGAUGUUUCACGAGAACAUUAAUAAACUAAAAACUUCA